Symsagittifera roscoffensis is the source of this 747-nucleotide messenger RNA. RefSeq lists its product as uncharacterized. The record is from RefSeq and is a predicted model, not a curated record. NCBI's taxonomy places the organism in Eukaryota, Metazoa, Xenacoelomorpha, Acoela, Convolutidae. The transcript has 5 exons. The coding region runs from base 22 to 462 and encodes 146 amino acids.
AGGUUUGGUUAUUGGAUUAAAAUGAGCAAAUCAAUUUUCACAGAGUUCGCAGACUUGCUGAUUAAAGAAAACUGGAGCCUUGAUGUUCUGUUGAAAAAUGAGCACCUUGUGAAAGUGCAGCUGAUUGGGAGUCCCGAAAUGAAGUCACCCACUGUGGGAACAGAGUGUAUGUUGCACUUAUUGAAGAUGACAGAACAAAUCUACCUCCUUACAGUUCACCAAAAUGGAAGACUGUUGGCUCGUGAAACUAUCAAUGUAUCAGUGUUGGCGUUAGCAGGAACUGACAAGCUCCGUGAUUGGUGGGACGGAUAUCGUGCAACCAUGCUCAACUGUAUUCAUUUGGCAAUUGGAGGUGGGCGAGGAGUGGUUGGACUUUUGGCAUGUCCAGAUGAGAUACUAGUGAGUGAUUCUGAUUGCUUUUUGCUUCAAUAUUACUCACAUUUUGUUCUGAGAUACUUAUAAUAAUUACUUUUAUAGUUAUUUUGCUAAUCUGUUCAAUUCGUGUCUGUACAAAACAGAACCAUACAAAAAAGUCCAAUACAGAACAGUCCGAAAAACAGUCCCAAUUAAUAAUUGUUUUGACAAUCCGGCAGGCCGAGAAUUGUCCUUUGUUCAAAAAGCAUAAUGAACAAAAUAGUGACCGCCGCAGUCGCGCCAACGUGUUGCAAGCUUGCCAACAGAAUGUAGGACUUAAUACGAAUUUUUAAGCCAGUUAUCGCCGCGAAGCGGCGACGCGCGCGCAGCUCG